Molecule: messenger RNA, 1471 nt
Organism: Cygnus atratus (black swan)
Lineage: Eukaryota; Metazoa; Chordata; Aves; Anseriformes; Anatidae
Gene: CALR3
Product: calreticulin 3
Exons: 9
Coding region: 1-1275 (424 amino acids)
Biological process (GO): protein folding
Cellular component (GO): endoplasmic reticulum membrane; endoplasmic reticulum
Molecular function (GO): calcium ion binding
Source: RefSeq, a predicted model, not a curated record
AUGGCGGCCGCGGUCGGGCUGGGCGGUGGCGGGGCCUUGAGGCGGGGCCUGGGGCCGGGGCCGCUCCUGCUCCUGUUCCUCGGGGCCGCGCUGGGGGCUGCUCGGGCCGCGGUGUACUUCCAGGAGCAGUUUCUGGAUGGAGCCAGCUGGCAGAAGAGGUGGGUGCACUCCGAGUACAAGGCAGAAAGGCUUGGGACGUUUAAACUCACGGCUGGGAAGUUCUACGGAGAUCCAGUGCGAGAUAAAGGCCUUCAAACUAGUGAGAACUCCAAAUUUUAUGCAAUCUCCUCACGAUUUAAACCGUUUAGUAACAAAGGGAAGACUCUGGUCAUUCAAUACACUGUGAAACAUGAGCAGAAAAUUGAUUGUGGUGGGGGAUACAUUAAGAUUUUUUCCUCAGACUUGGAUCAGAAGAACCUGAGUGGAGAUUCCCAUUACUAUAUAAUGUUUGGGCCAGAUAUCUGUGGAUCUGAAACAAAGAAAGUCCAUGUUAUUUUAAAUUACAAGAAUAAACCCCACCCAUUGAAGAAACCAAUCAGAUGUAAGGUUGAUGGUUAUACACAUCUGUAUACUUUGAUUAUAAGGCCAGAUCAGACUUACGAAGUAAAAAUUGAUAAUGCAGUGGUUGCAUCAGGCAACUUAGAAGACGAUUUAGAUUUUUUGCCACCAAGGAAAAUUAAUGAUCCAGCAGUGAAGAAACCCCGUGACUGGGAUGAUCGAAUCCAAAUUGAUGAUCCAAAUGACAUCAAACCUGAGGAUUGGGAUGAACCUGAAUAUAUUAUGGACACUAGUGCUGAGAAACCUGAAGACUGGGAUGAUUCUGUGAAUGGAAAAUGGAGUUAUCCUAUGGUCAAGAAUCCUCUAUACAGAGGGGAGUGGCAACCAAGGCAGAUUGAUAACCCAAAUUACAGAGGGGUUUGGCCUCACCCAAAGAUUGACAAUCCAAAUUACUCGCCAGACUACAAUAUCUACAGUUAUGAAAACAUCAGCAUUAUUGGACUAGAUAUCUGGCAGGUGAGAGCUGGCACAAUUUUUGACAACUUCUUGAUAACAGAUGAUGAGGAUUACGCAGAAGACUUUGGAGAUGAAACAUGGGGAGAAACAAAGGAUCCUGAAAAGGAAAUGAACAUCAGGCAGACUGAGGAAGAGCAGGAGAGAGAAAGGGUCACAGAAGAAAAAUACUUUGAGCAACGGUUUAAGAAAAAAAUAAAGGAAAAAAGAAAAUCUCAAAGAGAUCGAGUGAUGAGGAGCUCUAUCAAGAAAGAAGAACUUUAAUUAUUUGAAACACAGUUUUUUUUUUUUUUCCAAAUUAUCUCUCUCUAUAAAAAUUUUUUGCUAACAGCUUGUUGAAAUUUGCAUUGUUAAAGCUGUAUUAAGACUGGACUUCAAAAAAAAAAUUUGUGAACUUUUAGUUACUUUCUAAUGAAAGUACUAUAAUGUUAUUAAAAAUUAACCUUUUAUAGCAAUUGUA